AUGCUUCGCCGAGGACCCCGGCUCGCAUGCCUGAGCUGGGAGGUGAAGCGUAACUUUGGCUGGCUUUUAUUCUUUAUCGUCAUGUUGUACGUCAUCUCAUUUGUGGUCGUCUGGCUCUUAUCCCCACUGGUGCAGGAGUCAUGGACGGCGUCGGGAGGGUCGCCCGUCUCCGUCCCCGUCCCCGUGACGCUUCGCGAGCGCUGCUCCGUCAAAAUGUACCGCCACUUCCCGGUUUCAUUGUCGUUCACCGCCUCGUUGGAGGCCUCAAUGAAAGUGCUCGGUCGCCAAGGAUGCGCCAGCGUGCGAGCACUCCUGCAGGACGCCGGUGUGACUCGCUGUCCCCAGGGCUUUGCCCUUCAGUGCGUUGCGGGUUACGCUUGCAGCAUACUUGAUGACGCAACGAUGAACAUGAAGGCGUUGAAAGAUAUCUGGGGAGUUCGCUACACGAAGGCCAAAAGAGAUGAGAAGCACCCGUGGCUAAUAAUUGUCAAUCACAGAGGAAUAUCUCCGUCGAAUCUGGUGCAUCAAGGCAAUGCGGUGCUGUCGGCCCUCGGUCUUGCGCAUUUGGUGGCUCGUAUUGAACGCUAUAUCCGUGCAUGUCGCGUACCUUCUGCCGAGGCGAUACUGGCCGCAUGUGCGCUGGAAAAUGCAAAAGGCGCAAGAAAACAGGCCAAACGAUUUGUUCUAGUGGAGCUUGCGACUGGGAAUGCCAACCUUCUUUUUAGCCUCUGUCCACCGGAUCCUUUGCGUCGAUUACGCUGCUACGGUGUAGAGCCGGUUCCUGCUUUAUCCGCGGAUGCAAUGUCGUAUCAAGAGCAUAUACGUAUCGUAAAUAGUGGGGUUUCCCCGCUUAGAGAUGGAUCGGCAACCCACGUGUUGCUUCAUGGAAUUCUGCACCAGCUUCCUGUUAACGACUCCUGCGCGUUGAUUCGUGAGGGCUUGCGUCUUUUAGGGCCAAACGGGGUCCUGCUCGUGGUGAUGUUGUUUACUGGCACCUCCGCGGCGUGGCCAACGGGCCAUCAUCCCUUCUUCUUUAAAAACACUGCGGUGGAGACGGACCCUCUAAAUGUGUCACAUGGCUCGACUGUUUUACGUUACUGCAGUUCUAUUACGGGUGAGGAUUACGACCAGCUUGUAGAAAAGGUGGAGUUCCUGUGGAACGCGCCAGAGUUUGUUUUUUACACCCCGGAGUUUAAGCGAACAGGCGUGUACGCGGUGCGUCUAACGCGGUCCGCAAAGAUGAUGUCGCCUUUGCCAGGCGAGGAGCGAAGGACCGCGACGCCAGAGGAAGAGGAGCCUGCUCUAUACAAGACCCUGUGCACGAACCCAAAUAAUUUGGAUCACAUGAGGGACGCACAGGCACUGUGGGGAAAACGUGUCCUUGAGAUGCAUCACGCCAGCGUACGACGAAAGCUUAGGAAGAAGCAUUACGUAUGGUCAAAGAAAUGA
This is a messenger RNA of Trypanosoma conorhini, 1449 nucleotides long. RefSeq lists its product as uncharacterized. Lineage: Eukaryota; Euglenozoa; Kinetoplastea; Trypanosomatida; Trypanosomatidae. The coding region runs from base 1 to 1449 and encodes 482 amino acids. The record is from RefSeq and is a predicted model, not a curated record. The transcript has a single exon.